This is a messenger RNA of Glossina fuscipes, 2556 nucleotides long. RefSeq names its product protein no-on-transient A-like. The transcript has 5 exons. The coding region runs from base 145 to 2064 and encodes 639 amino acids. NCBI's taxonomy places the organism in Eukaryota, Metazoa, Arthropoda, Insecta, Diptera, Glossinidae. Gene Ontology annotation, cellular component: nucleus. Gene Ontology annotation, molecular function: RNA binding. The record is from RefSeq and is a predicted model, not a curated record. Gene Ontology annotation, biological process: regulation of DNA-templated transcription.
UUCGUACAAGAAGACUCAUUUACUUUCCGGUCGUCAACGAGGUGAGUCGUGUCUUAAUAUUGAUAGAGAAGGAGAUCUGACUAAAGAAAAAGAUCUUUUGUGAACUUGUGAGUGUGACAAAAUAAAGAAAUUCUUAGACGAAACAUGGAAGGUGGUGCUAAGAAUGAUGUUAAUGGCGGUGCACCUUUGCCUCAAAGGCCACCUAAAAAUGUUCAAGGAAAUAAAAAUUUCAACAAAAAUCCAUCACAGUCUACUGACUCCCCUAUGGAGAAAAAGCCACGUUUCAUGCCAGGUGUUGGUCCCAACAAUCAAAGCGGAGGUGGUAACCAGAAUAAAGGAUUUGGUGGUAAUAAAGGCUUUGGUAAUCGCAAUCGUAAUCGCGGUAGCGGUGGUAAUAACCAGAAUAGAGGAGGAAAUUUUCAAAAUCAACAAGAGCAAGAUGACUCUAUGCAAGACCAAUCGCAUCAGCCUCCGUCGAAUGCAGAUUGCGGCAAUGACGAUGUUGUUAUGAUGCCACCGCCGCAAAUGCAAAAUUUAAAUCAGAGCAGACAAAAUCAAGGUGGGGGUGGCGGUGGUGGUAACCGUGGUCCCGGCGGUGGUAAUCAAAGACGCGAUCGCAGUCGUAGUAGCGGCGGGGGCAAUCGUGCUAGCAUGGGAGGACCAGGUGGUCCUGGCGGCCCUGGACGUAAUGACGACUUUUUUAUUGGUCAACGUUUGAGGGCUAUCAGCGGUCCGACACACGAAUUGCCAGCCAUUGAGAAUACAGAGGAAACGAAAUUUUCGGGACGUAACCGCCUUUAUGUAGGCAAUCUUACAAAUGAUGUAACGGAAGAAGAGUUACGUGAGAUUUUCAAGCCAUUUGGUGAAAUUGGUGAAGUUUUUAGUAAUCCAGAUAAGAACUUCGCUUUUCUUAAAUUGGAUUACCAUGCAAAUGCUGAGCGAGCUAAGCGUGAACUGGAUGGUACUAUGCGCAAAGGUCGCAUGUUACGUGUGCGCUACGCUCCCAAUGCAACCAUAGUUCGAGUUUCAAAUCUUACGCCUUUCGUAUCUAAUGAACUACUUUAUAAGUCGUUUGAAGUGUUUGGUCCAGUAGAAAAGGCAAAUGUUAAUGUUGAUGAUCGCGGAAAAACCACUGGUGAAGGUAUAGUUGAGUUUGCAAAGAAAUCUUCAGCUAACAUGUGCUUGCGUUUUUGCAACGAGAAAUGCUACUUCUUAACGGCAUCUUUACGGCCAUGUGUUGUGGAGCCGUUCGAGGCGAAUGAUGAUACAGAUGGCCUGCCUGAAAAAUCGUUAAAUAAAAAAGCACCAGAAUUCAAUCAAGAACGCAGUGUUGGACCACGUUUCGCCGAUUUGGGUAGUUUUGAGCAUGAAUAUGGCACGCGAUGGAAACAGCUGCAUGAGUUGUUUAAAUCAAAACAAGAGGCAUUGAAACGUGAACUUAAGAUGGAAGAAGAAAAACUUGAGGCACAAAUGGAGUAUGCACGUUAUGAACAUGAAACAGAGUUGUUGAGACAAGAAUUGCGUAAACGAGAAUCAGAUAAUGAGCGCAAGAAAAUGGAAUGGGAAAUGCGUGAAAAACAAGCUGAGGAAAUGCGUAAGCGAGAGGAAGAACAAAUGCGUCGUACCCAAAAUGAAAUGCAAUCGCGUAUGAUGCGACAAGAGGAGGAAAUGCGACGACGUCAGCAGGAAAACACGCUGUUUAUGCAAGCCCAACAACUGAAUUCUAUAUUAGAUCAGCAGGAAGGUGGUUUCAGUGGCAAUUGUAGUAACUUCGACAAUUUCGGUGGAGCUGGGGCAGGUGGUAACAAUAAUUCAUCGCCCUUCGAUUUCAGAGGCAAUAAUAAUAGCGGUGGUGGUGGCAAUGGCCCAAAUGGCCCGAAUGGCCCUAGUAAUCAGCAGGAUUUCGGAUUUGAUUUCGGUGGUAAUCAAAAUCAAGGUGGCGGCGGUGGUGGCAGCAAUAAUCAACGUGGCGGUGGUGGUGGUGGUGUUGGCGGUGGUGGCAACAAUAACAACAAUAAUAAUGCUGGUAACAACAAUCCAUGGGAACGCCGCAGACGUUUCUGAGAUGAAAUGAAUAUGUGUGACUACUCGGUUGCACCAGACCUUUAAAAAUUUGAAGACGAACAAAAUACAAAAAAAAAAAAAAAAACAAAAAAAAAACAAAAAAAAAGAAAAAAUAGCAAAAAAAAAGUAGAAGAAAAAAGCAGAAAUAAUACGAAUGAGAAGAAAAAUACAUAUAACGAAUCCUGUGGUGAUGUAUUAUUGGGAAAAGUUUCCAAUACGCGCCACCAUGCGUGUGACUUUAAAUAUGUGAAAUAUUAUUUCCGCAUAUAACAUAAACAUGCAAUUUUUAAAAAACAACUUGAUUUUAAUCAUAACUCCCUCUUAAAAAAAAAGAUAUAUUACACUUAGAGAUUUUAGAUGAGAAAUUUGACUACCGAAUAAAAUAUUGGCAAUCAAUUAAUAUAUUUGUCACAAAAAGAGCAUAUGCGGGCGCAGCAGUAUGCACGCUGAAAGCAACAGAAAAUAAACAAAAAAGAAAAGCAUAAAACAAAA